CAGCCAUUGAAACUAGUCUGGACUUGUGGGUAGGAAGUGGCAGACGGGCAAACAGUACAAAACAAAAGCAGUACAGAUGGCAGAGUGGACCGCCUACUACAAGAAUGAGGAUGAGGAGGAAGAGCAAGAUGAAGGAGAGCAAACUGGAGGAGAUUACAAACUCUCAGGGAGAGACAGUUUGGUUUUCUUGGUUGAUGCAUCCAAGGAAAUGUUCAUCAAAGGAGAAGAUGGACAGCCCUCUAACUUUGACAUUACCAUGCAGGCUGUGCGCAGCGUGUACACCAGUAAGAUCAUUAGUAGUUACAGGGACCUUGUGGCUUUAGUUUUCUACGGCACAGAGCAGAGCAAAAAUCCCAGGAACUCCUUCAAGCAUGUCUAUGUCUACCACGACCUUGAUGAGCCAGGUGCAAAGCGAGUGCAGGACGUGGAUGCUCUGCGGGGGGAAAAAGGUGCCCAGCUAGCGGCAGAAACCAUGGGCAGUGGGGAGACGUCGUUAGGCGAUGCCCUGUGGUGUUGUGCCAACCUCUACAAUGACAUCAAGCUACGCCUGUCACACAAGCGCCUCAUGAUCUUCACCUGCAGGGAUGAACCACACGGGGGCGACAGUGCAAAGGACCGACAGGCUCGCACCAAGGCCAGUGACCUCAAAGAGACCGGUGUCAUCAUUGAUUUAUUGCAUCUGAUGAAACCAGGCGGCUUUGAUGUCUCGUCCUUCUUUCGUGAUAUUGUAAGUCCUCCAGAGGAUGAGAGCGAGUUGGAGAUGCAGCUACAGCCUUGUGACAAACUGGAGGACCUCAAGAAGAGAGUGAAUGCCAAGGAGCUGAAGAAGAGAACCUUGGCCAGGUUAAACCUGUGUCUCGGUGAGGGUGUAAAUGUAGCUGUGGGAAUUUAUGCAACAGCCGUGGCAGCUCGGAAACCGGCUCCCGUCAAACUUUACAGGGAAACCAAUGAGCCGGUCCGCAGCAAAACCCGAACCUUCCACACCCAGACCGGCAGCCUGCUGCUGCCCAGUGAAAUAAAGAAAGCCCAGGUGUAUGGUAAGAAGCAGAUUGUGAUGGAGAGGGAUGAGGUGGAUGCCAUCAAGAGGUUUGAAGAUCCUGGACUGUUCCUGAUCGGAUUCAAACCGAUGGAGAGGCUCAAAAUUCACCACCAUAUCCGACCUGCUACCUUCCUCUAUCCAGAGGAGGACGAGGUGAAAGGCAGUGCAUGUCUGUUCUCCGCCUUGUUGACCAAGUGCAGCGAGAGGAACGUGUUCGCUCUGUGUCGCUGCGUCUCUCGCCGAAACUACCCGCCUCGAUUUGUUGCCCUGGUGCCUCAGAAAGAGGAGGUCGAUGAAGGGAAAGUACAGAGUGCCCCACCAGGUUUCAAUGUCAUCUACCUGCCAUAUGCCGACGACUUACGCACUCUGGAUCCUCCCCAGUGCCCAUCUGCCUCACAGGUACAGGUGGACAAGAUGAAGGAGAUUGUCUCCAAGCUGCGCUUCAAAUACAGGAGUGAAGCUUUUGAGAAUCCAGUCCUCCAGCAGCAUUUCAGGAACUUGGAGGCCUUGGCCCUGGAUAUGAUGGCUCCGGAGGAUACCGAAGACCUCAUCAUGCCAAAAGUGGACCAGAUUGAUCACCGUCUGGGUCCUUUGGUUCAGGAGUUUAAAGAUCUUGUCUACCCUGCCAACUACAAUCCUGAAAGCAAACCAGCUGCCAAACGCAAAACAGCUGAUGCCGGAGGCAGAGCUGAGAAGAAGCCCAAAGUGGAGAUGCCAGAAGACGAGUUGAGGGCCCACGUGCAAAACGGCACCCUGGGAAAGCUGACCGUGCCCGUGUUGAAGGAGGCCUGUAAGCAGUUUGGGGUUCGGACCACCGGGACCAAGAAGCAGGAGCUGAUAGAUGCUCUGACUGCCCAACUGGGCCCGUGAGGAGUCAGAUACACACCUCACUGUGCCUUUGUGAGCUCAUUCAGAUCAGCGUGCCUGUGGAUGCGCUUGAUUCCAAAUGUCUUCAGCCGUUUUGCACUAUCCAAGUUCUGUUAAAUUUUGUGGUCUAUUUUUAAAUCAGGCAACAGGUUGUGUAGCCUGUGAAUUUUGGGACUAACCGGAACACUGAGGUCCGUGUUCAACAAAAAAAGUUUGCUGUUGCUUAACCCUUUUUUAUUUACAAGCCAGCAGGGUUCAACACAGAUCAGUGAUAAUGCCUGCAGUUAAUGUAUCACUCAGUUCCACAUUAAUGAAUAAUGUUUGAAUGUAAAACAAGUAUGCUCAAGCUAGUUGGUGUGGGUAACGACAUGCUAAAAAAGUAUUCUGUGCAUUGGAAUACACUGCACAGUAAACAGGACUAAAAUGUAACUGAAUAUGACACUUGUUGAUAAUCCUGCAUUUGCAUCAAUAAAAAAAAACCUUUUACA
Molecule: messenger RNA, 2394 nt
Organism: Chelmon rostratus (copperband butterflyfish)
Lineage: Eukaryota; Metazoa; Chordata; Actinopteri; Chaetodontiformes; Chaetodontidae
Gene: xrcc6
Product: X-ray repair complementing defective repair in Chinese hamster cells 6
Exons: 13
Coding region: 77-1909 (610 amino acids)
Biological process (GO): telomere maintenance; cellular response to X-ray; double-strand break repair via nonhomologous end joining
Cellular component (GO): Ku70:Ku80 complex; nucleus
Molecular function (GO): telomeric repeat DNA binding; damaged DNA binding; double-stranded DNA binding
Source: RefSeq, a predicted model, not a curated record